AUGAGCCAGCUCGACCCAGGCCACAGGUGCUCGUUUGGUGACGUGGAUGCGCUGAUGAGGACUCUGCGGCUGGUGGUGCACAUCCCCACCCUGCUCCUGGGCCUGCUCCUCAACCUGCUGGCCAUCCGCGGCUUCAGCGCCUUCCUGAAGAACAGGCGUCCGGACUACGCGGCCACCUCCAUCUACAUGAUCAACCUGGCCAUCUUUGACUUGCUUCUGGUGCUGUCGCUGCCAUUCAAGAUGGCCCUGUCUGAUGUCCAGUCUCCCUCGCCUGCCUUCUGCACGCUGGUGGAGUGCCUCUACUUCAUCAGCAUGUACGGAAGCAUUUUCACCAUCUGCUUCAUCAGCCUGGACAGGUUCCUGGCCAUUCAGUACCCGCUCCAGGUCAGCCACCUCCGCUCCCCCAGGAAGACCCUGGGGGUGUGCAGCGCCAUCUGGCUCCUGGUGUGGACUGGAAGCAUCCCCAUCUAUAACUUCCACGGCCACGUAGAAACGUACACCUGCUUCCACAACAUGUCUGACGUCACCUGGAGCGCUCAGGUCUUCUUUCCUCUGGAGGUGUUUGGCUUCCUGCUUCCCAUGAGCCUCAUGGGCUUCUGCUCCUGCAGGAGCAUUCACAUUCUGCUGGCCCGGCGGGGCCGCACCCAGGACUGGGCCCAGCAGAGAGCCUGCAUCUGGACCAUUGCGACCAACCUCAUUGUGUUCGUGGUCUCUUUCCUGCCAGUGCACUUGGGUUUCUUCCUACAGUUCCUGGUGAGGAACGGCGUCAUCCUGGAGUGCAGGGCCAAGCAGCGCAUCAGCUUCUUCCUGCAGCUGUCCCUGUGCUUCUCCAACAUCAACUGCUGCCUCGACGUUUUCUGCUACUACUUUGUCAUCAAAGAAUUCCGCAAGGGCAUCAAGGCCCAUCGGCCUUCCAGGAUCCAGCUGGUCCGCCAGGACACUGUGACUACCAGGGACUAA
Messenger RNA from Jaculus jaculus (lesser Egyptian jerboa), 960 nucleotides. RefSeq names its product G protein-coupled receptor 55 (gene Gpr55). Bases 1 to 960 code for a protein of 319 amino acids. The record is from RefSeq and is a predicted model, not a curated record. Lineage: Eukaryota; Metazoa; Chordata; Mammalia; Rodentia; Dipodidae. Gene Ontology annotation, molecular function: G protein-coupled receptor activity. Gene Ontology annotation, cellular component: membrane. The transcript has a single exon. Gene Ontology annotation, biological process: positive regulation of Rho protein signal transduction; phospholipase C-activating G protein-coupled receptor signaling pathway.